AUGGCGGCGCGGGGGUGGCGGCCGGUGGCGGCGGCGGCGAUCGCUGCGGCGCGGCCCGGCGGGGGCGGCCCGGGACGGGGUCCGGGACCGGGUGCUGCCUCGGAACCGGUCCCGGAGCUGGUCCCGGAACCGGCCGCCCCCGCCACAGCCGCGGUCUACGUGCACUGGCCCUACUGCCGCAAGCGCUGCUCCUACUGCAACUUCAACAAGUACGUGGUGCCGGUGGUGGACGAGGCGGCCGUGCGCACCUGCCUGGUGCGGGAGGCACGCACCCUGCUCCGCCUCAGCCAGGUGAAGAGCGUCACCUCUGUCUUCUUCGGCGGGGGCACCCCCAGCCUGGCCAGCCCCCACACUGUCGCAGCAGUGUUGGAGGCUAUUGCAGAGGCUGCCCGCCUCCCUGCCGGCACCGAGGUCACGCUGGAGGCCAACCCCAGCUCUGCCAGCACGCCACACCUCGCCGGCUUCAGGGCGGCCGGCGUCAACCGCCUCUCCAUUGGCGUCCAGUCACUGGACGACGCCGAGCUGCAGCUGCUGGGCCGGGAGCACACGGCGGCGGAGGCGCGGGUGGCCGUGGAAGCGGCGCGGCGGCUUUUCCCCGGCCGAACCUCUAUCGACCUCCUCUUUGGGCUGCCGGGGCAGAGUCAGGGCGCCUGGGCCCGGACGCUGGAGGCAGCGCUGGGGCUCUGCGAUGACCACGUCUCCCUGUACCAGCUGACGCUGGAGCGGGGCACGGUGCUGGCAGCGCAGGUCUCGGCGGGGCCCCUGCCCGCACCCCCCCCGGACCUCCUGGCUGACAUGUACCAGACUGCUCGCACCGCACUGGUGGCCGCUGGCUUCCGGCACUACGAGGUCUCCAAUUUUGCAAGGAAGGGCGCCCUCAGCACCCACAACCUCUCAUACUGGCGGGCCGAGCAGUACAUUGGCGUGGGGCCGGGGGCACACGGGCGGUUUGUGCCAUGGGGCGAGGGCGGCCACAGCCGGGAGGCCCGUGUCCAGACGCUGGAGCCCGACGCCUGGAUGCGGGAGGUGCAGAGCCGGGGGCACGGCACCAGGAGGCGGGUGGUGCUGAGCCCGCUGGAGCAGCUGGAGGAGGUGCUCGCCCUGGGGCUGCGCACAGACGAGGGUGUCACACACGAGCGCUGGGGGCAUUUCUCACCCCACCUCAGCCUGGAGGCCGUGUUCGGGGCGCUGGGGGAGGCGAAGGAUCUACAGCAGCAAGGCUGGCUCGUCCUGGAUGGCGGCGGCCUGCGGUGCUCGUGGGAGGGCCUGGCGCUGCUGGACUCCCUGCUGCCCGACCUGCUCUGCCAGCUGCAGCGCUGCUGGGCCCUGCCAGCCGCCCCGGUGCACCCCCGACAGGGAGCUGCACCCGGCUGCGGCAGCGGAGCCCCGAGGAGGAGCCCGACGGGGGACAGGGCCAGUGGCGAGGCCGUGGGGCGCACCGGGCUCGCAGGGGUUGUAAGCGGUGGCAGUGGAGAAUAA
Molecule: messenger RNA, 1479 nt
Organism: Gavia stellata (red-throated loon)
Lineage: Eukaryota; Metazoa; Chordata; Aves; Gaviiformes; Gaviidae
Gene: RSAD1
Product: radical S-adenosyl methionine domain containing 1
Exons: 9
Coding region: 1-1479 (492 amino acids)
Biological process (GO): porphyrin-containing compound biosynthetic process
Cellular component (GO): cytoplasm
Molecular function (GO): coproporphyrinogen oxidase activity; 4 iron, 4 sulfur cluster binding
Source: RefSeq, a predicted model, not a curated record